Molecule: messenger RNA, 4526 nt
Organism: Camponotus floridanus (Florida carpenter ant)
Lineage: Eukaryota; Metazoa; Arthropoda; Insecta; Hymenoptera; Formicidae
Exons: 9
Coding region: 1102-4326 (1074 amino acids)
Biological process (GO): regulation of transcription by RNA polymerase II
Cellular component (GO): nucleus
Molecular function (GO): DNA-binding transcription factor activity, RNA polymerase II-specific; RNA polymerase II transcription regulatory region sequence-specific DNA binding
Source: RefSeq, a predicted model, not a curated record
AGAGAAGGGGCAGGAAACAAAUAGAGGGAGAUAGAAGAGAGGAGGAGGGGAAGCAAUAAUCCCGCCGUCUACAACAGCGAACGACAGGCUGGUUACCCCAAGAUCUCGCUCGCUCGUUCGCUCGUUCGCUCGCUUGCUCUCGCGCGCGCGCGCGCGCGCGAGCGCGGUCUUACAAGACAGCGCAUCUGAACAUUCUGAACUCGUCGCUGAACCGUUCGGUGCCUCAACAGUUCGGCACGAUUCACACCGAGUUGAUUAUCCUGCCGCUCGCGCGCGCCCGCGUGUUUCGUCGCCGCCAUAUUAGCGAGAGAUAUACAUAUACACCAUGUACUAAUAAUAAAUUGAGAUUAGACGCGGCUAGUAGGACGACGGAUCGCAAACCGCGGCCAUCACCGAAGAUUGCGCAUUUAACCGUUGAGAAUUUGACUGAACUCAAAGUACAAUUUCGACGAGUGUAGUAUUACUGCGUACACAUGAGCGAGCAACAGUGAUCAAGCCAUAAUAUUGUCAGCCAUGUUUAAUCGUAUAUAAGAGAAAGCCUCUCCUCGAGGGAAGCGCGGGAGUACGAUUGUACCCACGCGAUCAUAAAAUCGACGACAGAAGGGAUCGACUACCACAACGUGUCCAGUUACUCUCGCGCAAAAUAUUAAAGAAAAGGAGGCCGUACACAUACACACACUCGUAAUCUGCGAGAUAAGAGAACCGAUUUCCCCCGCCUAUAUCGCUUAUGCGCGCCAAGAAGCGCGCGUGCUUAAUUGAUUUUACCUACCGCUGAACAGUGAGUUUACCGAUUUAAUGCAAUGCCAAGUUGCCGGUGUGUUGUCAUGUAAUAUCGUAAUCAACAUCUCCUGUUUUCAUCUUGCGUGUUUCAAUCCGUCGUGAUUAAAAAAGUAGCAGGCAUUCGCUCUUGAAUCGAGAGAAAGAGAGAGAGAGAGAGAGAGAAAUUGAGAGACUUCGAGUUGUUUCGAUAAAAAUUACGAUUCAGUAAAUUACAAUUCAUAGGAAUACAAUAGCGUGUUGCCGAUCAACGUUCAGCGGAAUUUCAACUAAGAAUAAGUCGAUGUUGACUAUCCGCAUUGUUAAUAACAAUGCCUAUUGGAAAUGAAUAGUCCAUUGGAUCACGAUUUUGAAAGAUUUAAAUUUUCUGCACAAAAUAAAAUCUGUAAGGACGACGCUGUGGAGCUGUUACAAAAUUUCGACAAGUGCGCGGGCACUCCCAGCUCGCCGGAUGACAGCUUGAACGAUCAGUAUUUACUGCUGGAUUGCGGAAUUUGCGGCCAGCAAUUUGCUUCCAAAAAACUGCUACGUGUCCAUAUUCACACUCACCUGAGGAAACCUCGCAUUGUCCUCAGGAGAGUGACCAGUCCAAAAGUAGCGAAGGUGAGGAAGCAGAGCGAAGACACAUACUGGCUGGAUCCUGAAAAGAAGGGUCUGCUGAAGCUUACUCUGAAGAAGCAGAAUAUAACUGAGUCUUUGAAGCUUACGUUGAAGAAGACAUCUUCAGAGUCGGAAGAUUUUACCGUUGUAAAUAGUAAUUUUAGUUCAGUUAUCAAGAAUCAUCAACAAAGAGACGUGGCAGGUGCUAAAGAGAAUGAUCAAAGAAAUAAUAAAGCAGCGAAAGGUUCUGUUAAUGAACCUUUUGAAAACGUGAUGGUGGAUCAACAAGAUGAUUAUGACAACAUUAAAUUUGAUGCAGAAGAUCAUAAUCCUUUGGAGGAGAAUGAAAGACCAUCUAUAGAUGUUAACGAGGGUGAUUCUGGUGUAGGAAGUGAUAUGGCAAAUCCAUCCGAAAAAGAAGAUCAAAAUGUUGAUGAUAUACAAAGUAGCGAUAAUUAUGACAAUUCUGAGAAAAGACUGUCAGAACCCGAAGAUCAUGAGGAGCCAGAUGCUUUAGAAGCAACUUGUAGAGAAACUAUUGAAAAUUUGAAAAAACUUGGAGAGCAGUCAAAUUCUAGAUCAUCAAAUCAAUUGAUCGAGAAUUCGGCUGCUGAGGAAGAAGAUGAUAGAAACCAUGAUUCCGAUAUGAUACACACUCUAGGGCAGAAUCCUUCCAUCAGCAUUAUUCCAAAGUCUUCCACAUUUUCCAAUCAUUCGACAGAACGCGCUCCGGUAUGCGACAGUGAAAAUAAGAGCAGAGACUCGACUGAGCAGCAAGCACAAGGUUUUAAUUGGAAUCAAUUAUCUACUGACUUGUCCAGCAAAAGCAAUGAGGAUCUUAAUAAAGAGGACGGCGAGCAACAGGGAGAUACUGGUGGUGACUCCAAUAUGGAGAACACUGGAUCACUCUUGCAUAACUUUCUGAUGGAGCAUCAGAGACGUAACACGAACGAGGUUUCUUUAUCGAACAAUUUAUCUAACGAGACAUCCGAGUAUGUUCCCCUUGAGAAACUAGCGGAGACUGUUAGUACGUGUCGCAUCUGCAAUGAGAAGUUUAAAGAUAUUGCGCAUUUAGAUGAACAUCGUAGUAAAGCUGGUCAUUAUCAGUGCAAUAUUCCGGAAUGCGCUAAUCUCAUCUUCCAUUCGGCAAUGGAGAUAUCGAUGCAUCGGGCACAAACGCAUGGUACCCCACUUUCGCCAAAUGUGAGCCAAUUGUCUCCUCAUAAUCAAUUAUCAAACUCGCCACAUGUGAAUCAGAAUUCGCCGCAUUUGAGUCAAACGUCGCACUCGCCUCAUGCCACUUCUGUAGAUGCACCAUCAACGAACAGUUCACAACAGCAGCAGCUCAGUAGAAAUUCGCCAUUAACGUCCCCACAUCAGACUAAUUCGCCAACAUUUAACGCGACUGCGCCAACGACGGCUAGCGCUCCAGGUCAGCAAAUGCAAAUACCGCCGGUAAACUUUGAGCAGCUACCACCACCUGUGCAGCAAUUGGCCCAGCAGGUGCAGCGUAUGCCUCUUCCACAAGCGCAAAUGCCUCCUAGUCUUCCUCCAGGCGCAAACACGAUGAUACCCGGACCGAACUAUUUUGUACAGCCACCGGGUCGACCGCCCUUGUAUAGAGUACCCGGUCCACAGGGUAUACACUAUCCUCCGCACAUGACGCACUUAUAUCAGUAUGGACCGGGUCCAUAUCCUCCGAUAGCCGCACCUCCUCCACAGAUGCAUCCACAAUUGCCUCAGCAAAUUCCGCGUGGUGGACGAUAUCCACCCUCGACAUCUGUUCCUCAAAACAGCAGAGCACCACGGUUACCGCAGGCUGGUUCAGUUCCUCGUCAACGUAUGAAGAGACCCAUGCAACAAUCUAAUAUGCAAGUUCAACCACAAAAUAACUCUGCGAAGCAAAGGCGUAUGGAUGUUCUAUUACCCGAUAGAAACGAGGACGCGGAUUGUCAUGUCAUAGCGCAACAAAAGAGAAAUGACGGAUUACCCGUUAUUCAAAAUGUUCAAGGAGCUACCACUCAACAAGCCAAUAGAAAUGAUUCUACGAUACAUCUCACAGAUUCAAUUACUCUAAGUGUUCGACAACCUGGUUCAACCCCAGCUCAAGUCCAGAGCACGUCAAAUCCGGGGGGAAAGAAAUCCGACGCUAAGGCGGUGGCGAAUGUCCUCGCGGCUCGAGGUAUAACAGUUACUCCAGCUGCAAAUAAAAAUAAAACAAGUGAACAAAGCAAACAGCAGAUAUCCUCUCAGCAGCAGCAGCGGCCACCACCUUCACAGCAGCCUUUAAAUGUUACAGCGCUCAAUCUGAAUUCUGCUAUUUCUAUCAUACCAACUAGUUCACAAAGAAAGCAGCAGGAGCAAGGGCAAUUUGCUGUUCCGCAAAACAAGCAGAACAAAUCACCAGUUAAUGAACAAAUUGAACGACCGCCGAGACCACCAACCGUAGACCUUACGCAGGACACUCCACCACAAAUGCCAGUUGUUAGACGCGGUCGUCCACCCAGAGCGUUAUUAACGUGUCAGGUAUGUGAUAAAAAUUUUCAAAAUCAAGACAUGUUGACACAACAUAUGGCAACUCAUCGAACGACUAGCAAAUUACUUCAUAGGUGCAACCUCUGUCCUGCUCAAUAUCCUACAGUUCAAGCGUUGACAACGCACAAACAAGCUUAUCACAAGGAAGUCGACACUGUGGCACAAAAUGGAGGCGCGGAAUUGGCUCUACCAGUCGUGGAUUUAAAAUCGCCGCAUGUGUUAAACCGCUUAUCAAAUUUGGGCAUUCAAAGCUACAUACCAUUGUCGCAAUUGAGCGCUCAAACUGGCGGUUAUUUCGGUCUGCCGAUCAUCACGAUAGACGGUGCAAGAAACUCGAGUACCUGUAAUCUAGGUGCGCUUGGUGCUACCUCUAUUUUAAGUCUCGGUCCCCUUAAGCAUUUAUCAAACAGGUAACUGUGGACGCAUUUGGCCUAUUUCAUGUGUGCAAUCGCGCUUCUUUUUUAUUAUUAUUAUUUUCACAUUCAAAUCGAUUACUGUAUUGCCACUGACCAUGACACAAUGUCUUAAUCAUCGAAAGAAAAUGACCGUGAUAUAGAAUUUAAGUAAAAAAAUUAUUAUAUACGCGUGACAUUUUUUAUAUAAAGAAUAUACGA